GGUGCAGUUUCAGUACAGCAAUUGUGAUGCAUGGUUUCCGUGACGUGACGAGUUGGCUGAGCUUCCUUCUCGUCGUUUUGACUCUGAACACAACUUUCUCUGCUCCUCCGAGCGGUCCAAACGUCUGUACUAGUCACGUCACAGUACAGAAUUCAAGAAGGACGAGCACGAAACAGAGCUACGCUCAACGGUACACGACAAGUUGUUGGAGCUUUCCUUCCUUUUUUCGGUGCACUCGAUAUCGUACUCGGUAUCGUACCGCCUAUUUCACAACGUACUACAACACUCAGUCUUCGACUCGGAUCUGUUGUUCUGGUUAUCAGCAAGUUGGAAGUCAGUGUCAAGCUGUCUGUACUUCGCCUUGUAAAAAUGGUGGAAGAUGCUCUAAGCCAGACGUUUGUCACUGUGCGUCCGGCUGGACUGGAUCUACGUGUACCAUUCCUGAAUGUAAUCCCGGUUGUACAUCCAAUGGUGGGCAAUGUCUUGCUCCUUUCAAGUGUGUCUGUCCUGCGGGAGUGACCGGUGCUACGUGCACGGCAGUUUGCAGUGAUCGAUUUGGACCGAAUUGUGAUAGCGCUUGUGCGUGUCGUAAUGGCGCAUCGUGUGAUCCGAUCACCGGCAAGUGCACGUGUACUCCCGGAUGGAAAGGAGUCGAUUGUGACGUGCCGUGUCCACAGGGAACGUACGGAACGGGAUGCAUCUCGUGUGACUGUAAGAAUGGAGCGAAGUGCAAUCGAGUGACCGGCAAAUGCGAGUGUUUACCCGGGUAUAUCGGCCAUCUAUGUGAAAAUAUGUGUUCACCCUGGACGUUUGGACAUAACUGUAGUUACUCAUGCUUUUGCAAGAAAAGCAAUUCUUUAAACUGCAGUCACGUCGACGGCCAGUGCAAUUGCAUGAGUGGCUGGCAAGGGUCAAUAUGUAGCAACGCUUGUUUUCCGGGUCAACACGGACAGGGAUGUCUACUCAAGUGUUCGUGCCACAAUGGCGGAUUGUGCAACCGUUUCACAGGAAUGUGCAGCUGUCCGGCUGGAUAUUCGGGUAACGAUUGUUCACAGAAAUGUCCCAAUGGCACAUACGGCUUUGGAUGUGGUCAAAACUGCUUGUGCCAGAAUAGUGGUAUUUGUAAUGCUGUGGAUGGGACUUGUGAUUGUGUUGAUCUUUGGGCUGGCCAGUACUGUGAAAAACAUUGCGUCGACGACUGGCAAUAUUGGAAUGGAUUGAAUUGUGUCUCUUGUUCUUGCAUACAGAAGAAUACAAAGCGGUGUGACGAGUCGAGUGGUGCUUGUAUCUGUUCUGAUGGUUGGCAUGGACAAGAUUGCAGUGUCGCUUGCCCAUCGGGAAAGUACGGUCUUGAUUGUGCUAAUGACUGCCAGUGUCAAAACAAUGCACACUGCGAUGCGAAAGACGGAUCUUGCAUAUGUCACGAUGGCUACAACGGAACAUUUUGUGAUCAGCAAUGUCCGCGUGGUCUAUUUGGCUCCUACUGCAGCGAACCGUGUCGAUGUCAGAAUGAUGGUGUCUGCUCACACGUCGAUGGAUCUUGUGAUUGCCAAACUGGGUGGCAUGGUAAACACUGUGAAGAAGAGUGUGACGAUGGAUUUUUUGGUCAUCAAUGUAGACUGGAAUGCUUAUGUCUAAAUGGAGGAUCGUGUGAUCGUGUCAAUGGUUUAUGCACUUGUACCAACGGCUGGUUGGGAGACAAAUGCUCACAGCCUUGCCCGAAACUGAGAUAUGGACGGGAUUGUGAAAGUGAGUGUCGAUGUCAAAAUGCUGACAGUUGUGAUAAUGUUGAUGGCACUUGUAAUUGCAAUGCUGGCUGGAUGGGUUCAACUUGCACUGAUGAGUGCCCGUCUGGGACAUGGGGACGUGACUGUAAUCAGCAGUGCGAAUGUCAGCACAAUUCCAUAUGCAAUCGUGUCACAGGAAGUUGCGAAUGUCCGGUCGGCUGGUCGGGUGCCACAUGCUCAGAACCAUGUCCAAAGCGUUACUUUGGUCAAGGCUGCACGCAGGAAUGCAACUGUAAAUACGAUUACUGCGAUCCAAUUAAUGGAACGUGUUGGUGUCCAAGCGGACUCACUGGAGAACUAUGUGAUGAAAGUUGUACUCAAGGUAAAUUUGGCCCACACUGUUUCUAUUCGUGUGAAUGUGAGUUUGGCUGUGAUCCGGUCAAUGGAACUUGCAACUGUCCUCCAGGGCAGACAGGUGAUCAAUGUGAUCAAGAUUGCAUUGAAGGUACGUUCGGAAUCGGAUGCAGGGAAUGUCGUUGUGUGCACAAAGACUCGACAUGUGAUCGUGUGAAAGGUUGCGUGUGCCCGAGUGGAUACCAGGGAACGAAUUGUGAACGAAAAUGUGAUCGUGGCUACUAUGGCAUCGGAUGUAAUCUAAAAUGCAGUGAAGAUUGCACCGACAACGGCUGCAAUUCAGAAACUGGCCUUUGUGUGGUGAUUACUUCGGGUCAGACUGACACACAAAAGGGAGGUGGGGGUGGAUCCAAUACAUGGAUAUAUGGACUUAUUGUCGCAGUUGUUAUUUUGAUUAUGGUGAUAAUUGUCAUCAUACUUGUGUGUCGAAGAAGAAGAAGACAGAAAUAUGAGACGCCUACUGUGCCGAUUGUGGUAUACGACAACAACGAUUCUGGAAAUCUCGUAUUGCAACCAGCACAACCUUCCACUUCUGCUGUGGCAUCAUGUGCAGACUACGACUCGAUCGAUGACUGCAAGAAAGGUGUGGACAACAAUUACUUUUCAAGAAGAAUGCUAUCGAAUACUAACACCUACGAGUUACCUGUCUCUUUGACAAGGAACAGUCCAAAUUAUGACGUCGGUGAAGCUUGUGAUGAUGUCGCAGUGAAGAGAGCGUUGACUCCGGAUUCGGACGACCAGCUGGACUAUGAGAAACCAUUGCCAAAAGUGCAAAACUUUGAUAAUCCAAAUUAUGAUGGAGGUGCAAGUACAAUCCGUGAUGCUCGUCCUACCACAGAUGAGCCAUUGUAUGAGACUCCAGAUGAUGUACGUCAGAGUGAUGAGUGAUUGUCAUAUUGGAAGGUUGCGUCAUGCAAUGUGUAGAUGUAUGUGCACAAUGCGAGUGUGUAGAACUGUGCUAAUUCAUAAUUGUUGCACAAAUGAUGUAGUUAUUAUGAUCAAGCUACUUAUUAACCAUAGUUAGGAUUUAGUCGUUCUCAGCUGGCUUGUAUAUUGAAAUAGAACACUUAUUGAUGAGA
Corticium candelabrum is the source of this 3220-nucleotide messenger RNA. RefSeq names its product multiple epidermal growth factor-like domains protein 6. Lineage: Eukaryota; Metazoa; Porifera; Homoscleromorpha; Homosclerophorida; Plakinidae. Gene Ontology annotation, molecular function: scavenger receptor activity; protein binding. The record is from RefSeq and is a predicted model, not a curated record. The transcript is spliced from 21 exons. Bases 27 to 3029 code for a protein of 1000 amino acids.